Molecule: messenger RNA, 4827 nt
Organism: Petromyzon marinus (sea lamprey)
Lineage: Eukaryota; Metazoa; Chordata; Hyperoartia; Petromyzontiformes; Petromyzontidae
Product: tubulin beta-2B chain-like
Biological process (GO): microtubule-based process
Cellular component (GO): microtubule
Molecular function (GO): GTPase activity; structural constituent of cytoskeleton; GTP binding
Source: RefSeq, a predicted model, not a curated record
AGCGCUCCCCUCCCAAGAAACGCGCCCUGCAUCGUCUCGCCCUGCACCACCACCGCGUCCUGCACCACCACCACCACCGCGUCCUCCACCAGUCCCCCAGCUGCCGCGUUCCCCGCCACAACCAUGCGUGAGAUCGUGCACAUCCAGGCCGGGCAGUGUGGCAACCAGAUCGGCGCCAAGUUCUGGGAAGUGAUCAGCGAUGAGCACGGAAUCGACCCCACGGGCUCGUACCAUGGAGACAGCGACCUGCAGCUCGAGAGGAUCAACGUCUACUACAACGAGGCGUCGGGGGGUAAGUUCGUCCCAAGAGCCAUCCUAGUCGACCUGGAACCCGGCACCAUGGACUCCGUCCGAUCUGGACCUUUCGGACAAAUCUUCCGGCCCGACAACUUCGUCUUCGGCCAGAGCGGCGCGGGUAACAACUGGGCCAAGGGCCACUACACGGAGGGUGCGGAGCUGGUGGACUCGGUGCUGGACGUGGUGCGCAAGGAGGCGGAGAGCUGCGACUGCCUGCAGGGCUUCCAGCUGACUCACUCGCUGGGCGGCGGCACCGGCUCGGGCAUGGGCACCCUGCUCAUCAGCAAGAUCCGCGAGGAGUACCCCGACCGCAUCAUGAACACCUUCAGUGUGGUGCCCUCCCCCAAGGUGUCGGACACGGUGGUGGAGCCGUACAACGCGACGCUGUCGGUCCACCAGCUGGUGGAAAACACUGACGAGACGUACUGCAUCGACAACGAGGCGCUCUACGACAUCUGCUUCCGCACCCUCAAGCUCACGACGCCCACAUACGGCGACCUCAACCACCUGGUGUCGGCCACCAUGAGCGGAGUCACCACCUGCCUGCGCUUCCCUGGCCAGCUCAACGCCGACCUGCGCAAGCUCGCCGUCAACAUGGUGCCCUUCCCGCGCCUGCACUUCUUCAUGCCGGGCUUCGCGCCGCUCACCAGCCGCGGCUCGCAGCAGUACCGCGCGCUCACCGUGCCCGAGCUCACCCAGCAGAUGUUCGACGCCAAGAACAUGAUGGCGGCGUGCGACCCGCGGCACGGCCGCUACCUCACGGUGGCCGCCAUCUUUCGCGGGCGAAUGUCCAUGAAGGAGGUGGACGAGCAGAUGCUGAGCGUGCAGAACAAGAACAGCAGCUACUUCGUCGAGUGGAUCCCCAACAAUGUGAAGACGGCCGUGUGCGACAUCCCGCCGCGCGGCCUCAAGAUGUCCGCUACCUUCAUCGGCAACAGCACGGCCAUACAGGAGCUGUUCAAGCGCAUCUCCGAGCAGUUCACAGCCAUGUUCCGCCGCAAGGCCUUCCUCCACUGGUACACGGGCGAGGGCAUGGACGAGAUGGAGUUCACCGAGGCGGAGAGCAACAUGAACGACCUCGUCUCCGAGUACCAGCAGUACCAGGACGCCACGGCCGAGGAGGCGGGCGAGUUCGAGGAGGAGGAAGGCGAGGACGACGAGGAGGCCUGAGCCGUCGGGCGACCUCGUCGCUUGCCGGGGGUAGUGAAAUCCGUGGAAGCUUCCUCGUCGCUCUCUCCCUUUCUCUCUUUCUCUCUCUCUCUCUCGAUUGUUCCAUUUGCGCUGCCCAAUGGAUUUGGGUUGGGGUGUGUGUGUGUGGGUGUGAGUCGCCAUGCUGGUGGUGAAUCUGUCAUUCUGCAGGUGGUAAAAAUUGUCAAUCCGCUCGUCUGGCUGUCAUACUGGUGGGCGAUCAGCCAGCCCCAGCAGUCAGGUUGCUGUGCUGGUGGCAAAGCUACCGUGUUGGCGGCCUUGCCACCACACCGGCGGUCAGAUCGUCGUUGGUCAGACCGAACAGCGGAGGGAUGCCGUAAUGGAAAUCGAAGUUCGGCACAGUUGGCAUUUGGACAACAAGCGGGCACCGAGUUGUAGUUGAGAGUGGCGCAGUACAGGGGUCGUGACUACCACGGUUGGUCUCCAGUGUUGAGCAACCGAUGCUCGGCACCGCGUGUAGCCCUACCCCUAGCCAUGACGUUCCACUCCGAAAUAAUAAUUGCAUAAUGGAGCAGAGGGAACGACGCCUCGUGUUUGAGUGGUGCGUUUAUACCUACAUACACCUACCCAGAGCGGUGUGUGUGUGUGUGCGUGUGAUGGGGAGCAGUAGUGUAGCGGUUAGCGCGCUGUACUACAAACCCGGCGACCCGAGUUAAAUUCCAGAUCACGGCCAACACCAGUGAUGAUUAUCUGAACCAGUCCUGCGCCUCUCUUAGGUCGACUCAGCAUCAAAUGAGUUCCUGGUGCAGUGUGUAAACAUCGCCACUGGGGAGACAAAUGCGGCCGGGCAUGGUGCUGGCCACCCACCCCAUCCUGCACCGUGCCGGACUCCAUAGGGGCUCGCUAACAGCACUUGUCCCAACAGCCUGUUCAGGCUAUACAGGGGAUCUUUGUCUUUGUUUUUUUUGUAUGAAUACAUCGCACGCACAUACACACAGUGAAUACUGAGAUUCUCAAUGAGAGGCAUCGUUGUAACUUCCCCAUAUAUCAGCGAUGGCUCACCGUUCCAGGUUGAGGAGGCAACUCCAAACGUCACCUCGGGGUUUCCAUUCUCAAGUAAAUUGUAUGCAAAGGCAGAACUGGUCUGUUGUAGUUCAUUCACCACCACCAUCAUCAUUCAGCCUUCACAUUCCAAACGUCCACCUGCAUAGGGUUAUUAUCACUGGAGACUGGAAAAAUCCGGGAUGGAGCUUUUGUAGCCUCUGCUACCUGAAACCACGCGGUGCCGCUGCCAUCAACGGAACCUCCCAGGCGCUUUUGAAAACUGGACUACGCUCUCUCAACCACGCUCUGGAAUGAAAUCGAACGAGCAACAUUGGUCAGCGCAAACCUCGGUGUGGAGGGAAGGAGGAGAGAUGACUGAGAAGCUUCCGCGGAUUCUUGUGAGCUAAGCCACAGGCCCUCAUGUAUUAAAACACGUGUAACAGCGCAUGCGUAUGUGAGCCAGCUCGUCGUCGUCCUGACAUCAUCAUUGUCGUUAUCACAUCAUCAUCGCCACCUCAUGCCACAAUAUGUUGUCAUUGCAAGAAUUUCACAACAUCGCAUCAUCACACCAUUGUCACGACAAACUGGCGGCCCGUUUCGUCACAUGAUCACGAUAAAAUUACAACACAUCAUCACAUUGUGACACCACCACCACUACGUCACCAUCAUGACACCAUCGUCACAAUAUGCCUACCACAUCAUCUCGUCAACCGCAUCAGAGCAUACCGCCACAUCGCAUAACCUCGACACCCAGGUGAGAAUCGUUCAUUAUCCUGGGGAAAUCCGAUGAGCUAUGAAGCUCUUUUUCACAGAUAUCCAGUAAAUGCCUGCACUACCACAUCCAUCAUUGCAGCAUUGUCCUCAUCAUCACGACUUCGUGUCGCGAGGCGUUAAUGGGUCCACUACCAUUAACCAACCUUCCACUGUCAAUUCACUGCCACUGUUGAUCAUUUAAUCACCGCUAUCUAGUUAUCAUCACCCCGUGUGAACCACCAUACCCAGGAUGGACGAGGGUUGACCAUGCGUCGACCCUUCACUUUUAAUCGCCAAGUGACCCAUCUCGCCGUGCCUCCUCUGCCCACUCCUCGCUUCAUCAUCCGGACACCGUCUGCCGCACGGGCGCACACACAUGUCCAGUUAAAGUCCGCGGACCCAGACCAGGGAUCCCAUCCGCCGGUGCCGACCUGAGUUGGCCAAAACAUUUAGUCGUGUUCUUGCUUUAGGAAGGGAUCAACAAACCGUCGUGAGCUAUUCGGACGCAUGCCACUGUCAACGGGAAGAUGCUAUCGCGUGUUCAAACCCGUUGGGAAGUUCUUAUCCCCCCAUGUUUACAGCCCUGAUUUGGUAGUGACAGUACCACGUGGUUUGUGGACCACAGGGGCCCCAAUUGAGAACGUGUUAAUACUGUGACGACUGGGCUCUGUGUAGCCUCUGCCGCAUAGUGCUACAGAGUAUAGAGCAACGGAUGCAAGUGUUGCAACGUGGAACACGGAGCUGAUGUCGUUUCCAUUAUUUUUUUUGUAAUAAAGCACAGUUGGUAGAUUUGACCGCCAACCAUGCACACACAGUUGGUCGUCGCCAAUCGUGUAAUGAAGGGAGUCCCGAGGCCACUACUGGACAGGAGCAACUAAAGGAGUGAAAGGAAUGGGAGACCAUGGCAGAGAGCGAGAGAGAGAGGGGGGCCCUCGCCCAGCAGUGGGAAGUUAGAGAGACUCGAGUCGUCGCCGCUCUGGUGACCGGGAGAUCGUUGAUCGAUGUUCGGUCGCCGGGGCCGGCGGUGUCGUGAGUCGUGAUUUCUCGCUCAAACGGAGUCGGUCGUAUGAACGAAGGCUGCUGCCAUCUUCCACUCCGUUUACGGACUGAACAAAGAACGACCAAUACACUCCUGCCCCUUGUAAAUAAACACUGCAAUUACCUGGUCAACAUGAUACGUUGGCACGUCCACCAACAAGGUUGGCAUGGUUUUUGCCGAGUAGCCCUACCACUGAAGUUUUUGCCAAUUUAAUUGGCACCAACGUUAACUCUGGCCCCAGAUCUAAUUCCCCUCUCCUCCCGCCGUUUGGUCCCCCUCAUCCAUGAACUCUGCUUCUGUCGUCGCCUCCUCCGGUCUGUUGCCACGAACUUUAUGCAAAGCAUUUGUCGAGGUCUAUGUUGAUAUAAUUUGUCGGCGUCGCAUGCGCUGUGAUGGUGCACCGAUGUGGUUUUUUUUGUAUUAUUUUGGCGGGACGAGCUUGCGCGGACACGUACGUCACUCACGACGCGUGCUUUGUUACGCGUGCUUUGUUACGCGUCGUAGUGCGAGCCAACAAGAAUAAAACAAACAAGCUGCCAACUUUA